Penicillium verhagenii is the source of this 2052-nucleotide messenger RNA. RefSeq names its product Zn(II)2Cys6 transcription factor. Gene Ontology annotation, cellular component: nucleus. The transcript is spliced from 9 exons. Gene Ontology annotation, biological process: DNA-templated transcription; positive regulation of transcription from RNA polymerase II promoter by galactose. Gene Ontology annotation, molecular function: RNA polymerase II cis-regulatory region sequence-specific DNA binding; DNA-binding transcription factor activity, RNA polymerase II-specific; zinc ion binding. The annotation marks the transcript as partial. The record is from RefSeq and is a predicted model, not a curated record. NCBI's taxonomy places the organism in Eukaryota, Fungi, Ascomycota, Eurotiomycetes, Eurotiales, Aspergillaceae.
AUGCAAGCCAUUCAGAAUUCACCUGGGGAAGAUCCUGCACCUAAGCGGACCAAGAGGCCUCGGGCUGCCCAGGCCUGCGACCGGUGCAGGACGAAGAAGUAUAAGUGCGAUGAGCAAUACCCAUGCGCACAUUGUAGAAAGAGUCACCUAGAUUGCGUGUAUCAGGGGAAUUAUAGGGAGCGUGAAAGCACCCGGUCUGCAAGUUAUGUUACCGACCUUGAGAAGAAGGUAGAGGAGCUCGCCUCGAAGCUACGCGCAGCCGAGGCCCAUAUCACAUCUCCUUUGCCUCUCAAUGCACCGAGCGCUCAAGCUGUAGUUCCCGUGGCAUUGGAUGCAACACCUUGCUCCAUGCCACGAACAGGUUCCACACCGCGCGACACAGCCAAUUUGCCCAACGAGCCCCCAGAGGAGUCCGGGGAGAGCGCAGACGACGAAAUCAACGAACUAAACCUUCACACGAACGCAAUCGAAUUUCACGGCAGUACCUCCUCAGCGGCUGUUCUCGGCCAUCUGCAAAAGACUCGAGAGCCGAAGCCCCACGAGGAAUACCAUCCUCGCGCAGCGAACUUUUCAUUGAUCUCAACGUUGCACAACCCUAGCUUCUCUCCAUCAACCACAGGCCCUGGCCAAUUAACCUCUAUCGAGCAGCAAAAUUAUUACUUUGACCAGGCGCAUGUGUUUAUGAAUGGUUAUUUCGAGAAUAUUCAUUUCAUUCAUCCUUUUAUCGACAAGGAAGAUUUUUUCGCGCGCGCCAGCGACCUGUGGCUUAAUCGCUCUCAUACCCCCGAGCCCAGCUUCGUCGCACUGUAUUUGAGUAUCCUAUCUUUUGGAUCGCUGGUGCGGGUAUGGGACGAGGAUACCCUUGCUGGUCUGGGUCGCUUCGAAUGGAGCCGCAAGCUGUUUGGCGAAGCCCAGGCUUACUUGAAUCACUUGCGGUUCUCGAAUGAUCUUGAAACUGUUCAAUGUCUCUAUAUGAUGGCAAAAAUUUGUCAAAACGAACUUAACCCCAAUCUGGCUUAUAUGUAUCUUGGUUUGGCGGUACGCACUUGUCUAUCUGCUGGCUUUAACCGAGAGGUCCGAGGCCCUAAUGAUCAACGUUCGAGCUGGAUCUCGAAAACUUGGUGGGGAUUAUUCUCACUUGAAAUAGAAAUGAGCUUUUCAGUUGGUCGACCAGAUACUUUGGGAAUGGACGAAUACCAUAAUCGAGCCAUGCCACCUCGAGAUGACUCCGAGUAUGCCAUUAUCCCAUGGAUGGCUGACUUCGCUCAAAUCGUCCGACGGGUCUCCGUCCAGAUCUACCACUCGCGCAUUACAUUACAGGAGAAGCUCCAACUGGGUCUUCAAAUCGAAAUGGAGAUGGACCGCUGGCUUGCACGGCUACCGGAAAAGCUAAGGCCAGAUAUUGGUGCACAUAGACCACCUCGAAGUGCCCUCCGAGAUCCAAAAUGGGCGAGAAGACAACGGCUUGUGCUGGGGAUCCGAUACUAUAACGUGAAAAUGCUAUUAUUCCGGCCAUUCUUGAGUCAUUUCACCCGCAAGCUUCGACAUCCUCCCAGCGAAUUAGAGGAGACAAUCGGCAAAUGCCUGGACGCUGCCAUGAAGACGAUCGAAGUGAUACAUGAUAUCUACCGAGUCCACGAAUUUUUCAGAUGCUGGUGGUACAACACAACCUAUGUGAUGUUUGCGACAUCAACUCUUCUUCUCCCAAUGUCAAAACUCGGCAUGUGCGAAGAAACAAUGCCCUUGCUCCGCUCUGUAGAAAUGGGAGUCGAGAUCUUAGAAGCCAUGGAGGAGUCUGUCGUCGCACGGAAGUCGGUGGAAAUUAUUCGUCAAUAUCUACGGGAAUUCCGGGCUUCCGGUACGCACCACCUUGUGCCGGGAGCCGGCGGAGAGCACGGUGAGAUGGCCCCGUCAGGAGAGCCAGGGCCUGGCCAACCUGGAUUUGAAAUCCCGGAUUGGGCUCAUGGCUUCGGAUUCCCUGAUUACUCAUUUGAUGGGAUCGCUCGACUGUUUGAUGAUAUCGGGGGACUGCCCAUGUUGGAUGAGAAUAAU